Messenger RNA from Entrophospora candida, 2925 nucleotides. The record is from the annotation of a GenBank genome assembly. NCBI's taxonomy places the organism in Eukaryota, Fungi, Glomeromycota, Glomeromycetes, Entrophosporales, Entrophosporaceae.
AUGGAAAAACUUGCAACAACUCCAGAACAAAUUGAAGAAACAAACCAUGUCAGCUUCAUUCUUCCUUCUAAAAAAUCAUUAGAAGGAUUAAGUAGGACUCCUUCUUUAAUGUCAGUUUCUUCUGAUAAUUUCACUUUAAAACAGCCACAUUAUCAUGCUCUUUAUCAACCUUCAUGGCGUGAAAAAUUGGCUGUUGAGCUUGAUAAUACUGCUAUCGGUAGUAUCUGGAAAAUAGUGGAUGCUUUUCUCAACAUUUUAUUAUGUAUUAUUUAUAUAGCACAUACUGGUCAUAUGAUGAAAUCUUUGCCGCUGGUGAAUGUGUGCUUGGAAGUAAUAGUAUCAUUGCUGUUGAUAAUAGAAUAUGUUCCAAAAUUUUACAUUUAUGAAUUUGAAUCAUGGAAGUCAUUUUUCACUAGCCCUAUUCCACUCCUAACAAUCUUGACAGUCUUUCCUUGUGCUGCCACUGCUCAUGAUCCCGUAUUCCAAGAAACUCGCUACAUUGUAUUUUUUUAUCCUUUUCGAUUUAUUCGAUGCUAUUUAUCUGUAUAUGAUUGUUUAGUUAGAAGCGAGAAAUCUAUCAUCAAAAUUGGUCAAGUUACCACUGUUUUCUUCACAACUAUUAUGUUGGGAACUGUUGGUUAUCUUAGUGACAUAGUACCUGAUAAUGCUUUCCCUAGAGUUCUUCUUUUGGUGAUAUUUACAACUGGUCUUAUAUUUAUUCCGUAUUCUAUAUCUGAAUUGAUUAUUCUAAUACGCUCAAAAUCUAUUUAUGAUAGACCAUUCAGAAAAAUAUCACAACAACCUCAUGUCAUCAUCAUUGCUCCAACUAUAGAAUUACCCUCAUUAAAACAUUUUUUAAAGGAAUUUUAUUCAUUAGCGCAUGGUCUUGCAACCGUUAAUACAAAAGUAGUAAUUUUAAAUCCUGCACAACCAAAUGACCGUGUAAAGUCAUUUUUAUCAGAUCCUUUAUAUGCACAUCGUGUACAAUACAUUAGGGGUAGUUCACUCGAGUCGCGUAGCUUAAAAAAAGUAAAUGCAAAAAAAGCCUCUGCGUAUUUUAUUUUAGCCAAAAAAUUUACACAACAAAGCGAUACUAUUGAUGCAGAAAAUGUUUUAAAAGCAAUGGCAUUAAGUAAAUACGAUGAAGGUCCUAAACUUUACAUUCAAUGUAUUCUUCCAGAAAAUAAAAUUCAUUUUGAAAGUUUAAAUCCUGAAUUAAUAUUAUGUAUAGAUGAGUUAAAACUUGCCAUACUUGCUCACUCAUGCUUAACUCCUGGAUUUUCAACACUUUUAUAUGGUCUUACAACUACGUUCACUUAUGAAUCAACUCACGAAUUGAGAAAUAUUAAAAAAGAGUCAUCAUCUGGUUUGGAAAAUGACUAUAUUGAAGAUUAUAUCGAAGGCAUCUCUCAAUCUAUCUACACCACAACCCUAUCAAAUUAUUUUGCAGGUUCUACAUUUCAUGCUGUUGUUGGUCGUUUGUACGAAAGUUUAGGUGUUGUACUAUUUGCUAUUGGUAUUCCUCAACAACAUUUUCCAAUUGGAUCAUCAAAUAAUACAUCACAUGAAGAGGGCGAUUGUGACGGAGAUGCCAAGAACUAUAUGGUUUUAAUUAAUCCUGGAAAUUAUAUUGUAAAAGGUGACGAAGUUGGAUUUAUAAUUGCUUGUGAUGGUGCGCUGGCUGAAGGUGUUUCCAAUUAUGAAUGGCAUAAUUUGCAUGUUCGAAACAAUGAGAAUAUAUCUUCUGAGCCACAACAAAUUCCUUCAGAAAGACAACCAUUAUUGUCAUCCGACACGUUGAAAAAUAAUAACGGUGGCUCAUAUUAUGAUAUAAAGAAAAAAUCGGGCCGUCCUACAAGCCCUGAUAAAACCCAUCACGAAUAUCCUUACAAACCAGAUACUAUUACACGUCAUCAACGCGCGCUUUCUACCCCUCUUGCUUUUGCAUCAGACUUUGAUCAUAAACAACAUUACAAGCAGCACCAUCAUCACACUAUAGAUCCCUCUUCCUCCUCAUCAAAUGCUCUUGAUAGCGAACACAUAAAUUCAAUAUUGGAUACAAUCAAUGAACAUAUCCUCUUGUGUGAUUAUUCAACUGCAACUUUUCCACGUAAUUUGGAUUGUUUUGUUAGCCCAUUACGUAAAUCACAUUUGGAUAAGUUUAAACCAAUUGUGAUUCUUUCACCAACAAGACCUACAACAAGUCAAUGGAAAAUUUUAAGUCAAUUUGAUCAAGUAUAUUUUGUUCAAGGAAAUCCAAUGACACGAGAAGGUCUUGAACUUGGCAGAGUUAGAUUUGCAAAAAAAGCUGUUAUAUUAACCGAUUCUACUAAAAUUUUAAAAGAUGGAGAAAAGACUGAAGACGCACCAGCAAUGUUGGUUUACUUGAACAUUAAGGCAAUGUCUAUCGAGGAAGACAUCGAUGUGAUUGUAGAGUUUGUACAUACGAACAACAUGAAGUUCGUUUCAGAAGACACGUCAGCAGUCAUUGAUAAGAAUAUUAAUGCACAUAAUUCACCAGCUUUCAUGGCAGGAACUUGUUUUUCUUUAUCCAUGUUGGAUAGCAUAAUAUGUCAAUCAUUCUAUCAACCACAUCUAGUUGCUAUCAUUAACCAAUUACUUUUUGGAGCUCCUCCACUUCAACUUUCUUCAGGUACAACUUGUUCUGCGCCUGCUCAUUCACACAUUUUUCAAAUUCCUGUCCCCGUAAGAUUUAUAGGUUCACAAUAUGGAUCAAUGUUUCAUUUCUUAUUGGGCGAGAAAAGAGCUAUUCCUUUGGGUCUAUAUCGUACCAAUAAAUUUAUAACACCAAAUGGUAAAACCAAAUAUUCUAAAUAUGUAUAUACUUGUCCCAGAUAUAAUGUAAUAUUGAGAGAUGAUGAUAAAGUUUUUGUGUUGAGUAAACAAAUUCCAUCUAUAUUGUAA